CAAAACAGUUUCGUUUCGACACUUUCUCGUCAUCGCAGUGCAGAGUGUUGUGCUUUUGUUGUUAAAAAGUAGAAAAAGAAUUUCACCUGCGUGCAGCCCGGAAAAUCCCACAAUUUUCACCUCCUGCUCUGGGAAAUAGCAUGUAGCAAACGCUUGCCAGUGGAAGACAAUCAGCAUGGCCCACCGUUCGCGAGAGGAUAGUUUUUCUACGCCCGGUCAGCAGAGGAAACUUCGCUUCCGUGGCGAUCUGGCAUUGCAGUACGGCUUCGCUGGAAUGGAAGGAACCGCUCCGGCUAGUUCUGGCGGUGGCUUCAAUCGCGUCGAGGACAUCAUCUUCCAGGAUGAAGUGGAUUCCCGUAGGAGUGCUUCCCGGAAUGGAGAAAUCGGUGGCUCAACAGCUGGCGACGGCAAAGAGAGCUCGAGCCACAAUAGUUUGUACGAUUUCAUCCGAAUCGAGCUGACCCGCGGGUACGUUCUGGAGCACGAUGAGGAACGCUAUUCGGCCCGACGCGAAAAGAUCUACUCUUUCAUGAAGAUUCCUCGGGAACUGGAAAGUUUCAUGGCGUAUGGAGUGCUUCAAUGUGCCGAUUCGUUCCUGUAUAUGUACACCUUUCUCCCGUUGCGAUUCAUAUUGGCUCUGUGGGCUCUGGUGACAAGGCCGGUGGCCAAAUGUUUGGGUUUCAGGCGACGAAGCCAACGAUUGCUGGCCCCCGCGGAGAUAUGCGACUUGCUGAAAGGUUUGAUCUGGGUCAUCUGCAGUUGGGCUAUGUUCUACGUUGACACGAAUAUGUUAUACCAUCUGAUAAAAAGUCAGUCAAUCAUUAAGUUGUAUAUAUUCUAUAACAUGCUAGAGGUCGGUGAUAGGCUUUUGUCGGCAUUUGGGCAGGAUACUAUCGAUGCUCUCUUUUGGACUGCCACAGAACCAAAAGAUAGUAAGAAGCAACACCUUGGGACGAUCCCACAUUUUUUGUUUGCCCUCAUCUAUGUAACGAUCCACAGUGCCUUGGUGAUGUUCCAGGCCACGUCGCUGAAUGUGGCCAUCAAUUCAAACAACAAGGGACUGCUAACGAUCAUGAUGUCCAACAAUUUUGUUGAGUUGAAAGGAAGCGUGUUCAAGAAGUUUGACAAGAACAACCUUUUCCAGCUUAGCUGCAGUGACGUACGAGAGCGAUUCCAUCUUACGAUCCUGAUGCUGAUUGUAUUGAUUCAAACCAUGAAGGAGUUCAGUUGGAAAUCGGAACAAUUCUUUGUAAUGAUUCCGGACUGUAUGUACGUUAUGUUGACGGAGCUUUUUGUCGAUUGGAUAAAACAUGCUUUCAUCACACGUUUCAACGAAAUCCCGGUGGACGUUUAUCGGGAGUACACAACGAGUUUAGCUUACGACAUGACCCAAACGCGUCAAAAGCAUGCCUUUUCGGACCACUCGGAUCUGGUUGCGAGAAGAAUGGGUUUCAUCCCUUUCCCACUUGGAGUGAUCCUUGUGAAAGCCCUCUACCAUGCUCUCUCUUUCGAUAAUGCAGCUUCCAUUGCCCUGUUCAUCAUAGCCUAUAUGGUUCUCCUAUCGUGUCGAGUAUUGAACACAGUUUGUACAUUAGGCAAAGCAUGUGACCUAAUGCAAAAGCACCAGGAUGAAAAGAAUCAAAGUGCCCAGCAGAGUAACGGGCCCGCCACCUCAACCCCGGUUCAGCAAACUCGAAGUGCCAGUAAACUCACAACGGACAUUGCUACCUCUCCAAUCCACCAUCCCAAUAAUCUGCUGCAGCGAUCUCAAACGAUGGAGUCCGUUCCACACACGAUGCAACAAAUCAAUAUCACCGAGCAGCAAUCGGACAGCGUGAUUCGUGAAACUUCCUCUCUCGGGGCAACGGCCCUGUUCUCCAACAGUGACGUCGAUCUAGAUGACGUCAAACUGAACGACAAAGUUCUCAAUCAGUGUUCGGAUGCGGAGGAUCCAUCCCGCAAAGAGGAGGAAAAUCUUGCCCGGAGCGUUCCCGAUUUACAACAGGAGUCGGCUGCGGCCGGUUGUAGUCCUUCGGGUGACGGUUCCUCGGGCGAAGGAGACAGUUUCUCGUCAUACCAAGGAUUGCACCACCGCACGCACAAACGAUCAGAAUCGGAACCAUCGAUCCAGCUGGAUCCGGAUCUUAGAACGGGCACUUGAAAACUCCUGGUUCCCUUGUGAGCAAUUUUUAUGUGUUACAUUACUAAUAGUCACUAUCGUCUGAUGGCACCAAAGGCUGGCUUAUAUAAGAGCUUUACAUUAUUCUGCUGGAACUUAAAAUAGGACUUAUUGAAAUUUAAUCUAUUGUGCUGUUGUGGAUUCUGCCCUGACCAGUGAAAAUUAAAUUCGUUAGAAUCAACUAAGUGUAAGGAGUGGAUUUUAUUUUGUUUUUGCUAGUUAUUUUUGUAAAUAAUAAAAUCUUGUUCCCGCCGUGGAAUGUCAUUAAGGAAUGCA
Molecule: messenger RNA, 2455 nt
Organism: Aedes aegypti (yellow fever mosquito)
Lineage: Eukaryota; Metazoa; Arthropoda; Insecta; Diptera; Culicidae
Product: protein TAPT1 homolog
Exons: 2
Coding region: 176-2161 (661 amino acids)
Biological process (GO): maintenance of protein localization in endoplasmic reticulum; positive regulation of cilium assembly
Cellular component (GO): ciliary basal body; endoplasmic reticulum membrane
Source: RefSeq, a predicted model, not a curated record